UAAUCGGUUCAUAUGAUUUGAGCAUGGACUAAUGAAUUUUAAGCAUUCUUUAACCUUUAUUGUCUUUGAGGUUGAUUUUGAAGUAGAUUUCAUCCAUGGUUUUUUUUAAUGGUUGCUGUUAUUUGGACUUCUCUGAUUGCUUUAUUGUUGUGUUCUUUCAUUUGUUGCUUUUCUACCAACCCAACUGUUAGAAUUCUUUAAUGCAAAGAUGCCUUAAAAGGGUGUAUUUGCUUUGAGGUCGUCUUUGUUUAUUGGUUUCAAAGUCAAAACCCUUCGGUUUCCCUCCUCCUCAUAGCCAAUUCUCAGGUUCUUGUUAAUUUAUUCAUGCACCACAGAGGAUUGAUGUCUUGAUCUCUGUUGAAUCAUCUAUUAAAUCCUUCCCAGUUUACGAGAAGAGAAAUUUCUUAUUAGCUGACAGACACACACUGUAUUCUUCAGAGGUCAACGCAUGUUCGCUCGGACUUCAGUAGAAACUGGCACAGAAACACUUGCUGCUCAAUCUAGGAGGCAGUUUUGGACAGAAGAAGAAACAUUUUAUGCUCAGACAUCGUUCCUCGCAAACGAAAAAUCAGACAUGUCCUUAGUCAAGUCAGCUUCAUCUUUUAGAAACCGUAAACUCUACUCUUUGAAGGAUUCCAGGAAUAAUUCUGGUUUUUCAAAAGCAAUCUUGGAGAAGCAACAAGGAAUUACGUACUCAAGUGAAUCUUACAGCGAUGGGAGUUAUGAUCCAAAGUAUUUCCUUGAAUCUCCAUCAGAAGAAUUUGCACAUUCAUCAAUCUCUGAUGUUUUGGGAAAUCGAUUUGACUCGCCACAUCCUUCUUCCAACCAGCUCUUAGCUGGCCAACAUUCUUUUAGCAACUCUUUCAUGCCUGCAAAACAAUGUGAUACUUAUGAAUUCAGUUAUGAAUCUGAAUACUUGGGUGCUGAAGAUCCUGAUGCAACAGAUUACGAUGAGGACGAGGUGAGACUUAAACUCCAAGAACUUGAAAGAGCACUUUUCGAUGAUAACAACAUUGUUGACAAUGAUCUAUUGGAAACUGAGCAUGGAUGGGCUGACUCAACCGAGAAUGUGCUGCUCCAUGACUCACCGAAGGAGUCAUCGUCCUCAGAUUCAAAUCUUAGUAGUAUUAGCAGCAAUAAAGAAAUAUCUGUGACCACUCCUCCAGGCCCCAAGCAGAUGCUUUUUGAUUGUGCAGCUGCAAUUCAAGAUGGUAACUUUGAUGAAGCAUCCACAAUAAUCAAUGAACUGCGCCAGAGAGUCUCAAUCCAGGGAGAGCCUCCCGAAAGGAUUGCUGCGUACAUGGUAGAAGCACUUGUAGCCCGCAUGGCUACCUCUGGCAAAGGUCUUUAUAAAGCCCUGAAAUGCAAAGAGCCCCCAUCUUCAGAUCGGCUUUCUGCAAUGCAAGUCCUUUUUGAGGUAUGUCCAUGCUUCCGGUUUGGAUUUAUGACAGCAAAUGGUGCAAUUCUGGAGGCUUGUAAAGACGAAAAACGAGUUCAUAUUAUAGAUUUUGAUAUUAACCAAGGAAGUCAAUAUUAUACUCUUCUGCAAACUCUGGCUCAGCUGCCUUAUAAGCCCUCCCAUCUGAGGUUAACUGGGGUGGAUGAUCCUGAAUCAGUUCAACGUGCCGUUGGUGGCUUAAAGAUCAUAGGACAGAUGCUUGAAACCCUUGCUGAAGAUCUUAAGAUACCAUUAACAUUUCAUUCAGUCGCUGCAAAGACCGCAGAUAUUGACCCAUCAAUGUUUGACUGCAAGCCUGGGGAAGCUCUUAUUGUGAAUUUUGCUUUCCAGCUUCACCACAUGCCGGAUGAAAGUGUAUCAACUGUAAAUCAACGAGACCAGCUUCUAAGGAUGGUUAAGGGCUUAAAUCCAAAACUUGUUACUCUUGUUGAACAAGAUGUGAAUACUAAUACUGCCCCAUUUCUACAAAGGUUUGCUGAAGCCUACAGUUACUACUCUGCUGUGUUUGAUUCUCUUGAGGCAACUCUUCCUAGAGACGGCCAGGAGAGAAUGAAUGUAGAGAGGCAAUGUCUGGCUCGUGACAUAAUUAACAUUGUUGCAUGCGAGGGAGAGGAAAGAAUAGAGCGUUAUGAGGUUGCUGGUAAAUGGAGGGCAAGGAUGAUGAUGGCAGGGUUUACUUCAAGCCCGAUUGGCCAAAAUGUGAAGGAUGAAAUUCGCGAACUGAUAAAGCAAUAUUCCGAGCGUUACAAGGUUAAGGAGGAGACUGGUGCACUCCAUUUUGGAUGGGAGGAUAAAAUUUUGAUCGCUGCUUCAGCAUGGAGGUAAACAGAGUUAAGUUGUCACAAAUGAGCCAAAUGCAAAAUGGGAGUGAUGCAUUUUCUCCUUGUUAUAUGUUGCAUCUGACUGUAGCUAUAAUUUUUGUAUUUUAUCAGGAUACAGGAUGAUGUAGGAACUAACUAAAGCGUAGAUUUGGUAUGCAUUGUCUUAAUUCCUGUAAAAUUAUGAGUUUUUAAGAGUGAUAGCAUGCGUAUCUUGAAUCUAGUAAUUAUUCCACCAUAUUUCCUUCCCUUCAA
Coffea eugenioides is the source of this 2532-nucleotide messenger RNA. Its product is annotated as scarecrow-like protein 1. Gene Ontology annotation, biological process: regulation of DNA-templated transcription. NCBI's taxonomy places the organism in Eukaryota, Viridiplantae, Streptophyta, Magnoliopsida, Gentianales, Rubiaceae. The record is from RefSeq and is a predicted model, not a curated record. The transcript has 2 exons. The coding region runs from base 449 to 2284 and encodes 611 amino acids. Gene Ontology annotation, molecular function: DNA-binding transcription factor activity; sequence-specific DNA binding. Gene Ontology annotation, cellular component: nucleus.